Messenger RNA from Coccomyxa subellipsoidea C-169, 5767 nucleotides. RefSeq lists its product as hypothetical. The transcript is spliced from 33 exons. The record is from RefSeq and is a predicted model, not a curated record. Gene Ontology annotation, cellular component: nucleus. Bases 1 to 5265 code for a protein of 1754 amino acids. NCBI's taxonomy places the organism in Eukaryota, Viridiplantae, Chlorophyta, Trebouxiophyceae, Coccomyxaceae.
AUGGGAGAUGAGGCCGGUGCAGCUGCACCAGAUGCAGGAGGACCAGCUGAGGAGGGAUCAAACCCAUGGGCAUUGCCUGCAGCGCCUGCAUCAGCCCCUGUGCAGCCAGCACAGCCUGUUCCAAUGGCUGCAACUCCAACAAAGCUGGCCUCUGCGCCUGCAAAGGCACAGACGCCUGGCGCCUUCUCUCCCAGCAAGGAGCCAGACGCGCCGCAGCUGCUGCAGAGGCUUAAGGAUGACAUCCUGAAGAAAGGUGGCAAAUGGGAUGAUCGAUGGAGGGUGGAGAGCAAAAUGCGCACCAGCGGCAACACAGCUGGGACCUGGGACUCGGUUGUCAAGAUGCUCGGCUUGGACGGGGACAACAAGAAGCUGUCCAGGGAGGAGGCUGUGCGCCGGGCCACAGCUCUGCCCAAGCCAGAGCUGCCCUUGCAGCUUGAUGACGGCAUCCGCGUCACCAGGCUUGGAGCCAUCGACGCGCGGCAGGCCUAUCACUCAGCCAUGCAGCUGUGGCCGGUGGGAUACGAGGCGAAGAGGGCCGCGCACAAAGACUGCAUCCUCAGAAGCAGCAUAGCAGACGGCGGCGACAGAGGACCGCUCUUCACUGUCGCCCUUGUGCCGAUAGAGGCGGGGCAAGAGCCUGCGGUGCUUGCAAGCGAGAGGGACGCAGACACUGCUUGGAGCAAGGUGGCGGCCCUACAGCAGACCGCAUCCAAGAAGCCAGCCAAGCCCAAAAAGCCGGCACCCUCUCCCGCCACAGCCGCUCCCACUGACAUGGACAUAGAUGGCGGGGAUGGUGCAAAGGAGCCUGCCAAAGAAGAUUUGUCCAAUGGGCAUGCGCCAGCUGUGCAAGAGCCAGAUCAGGCAGCAGUGGGGGCCCCGCCACGUCAGCCCUCUAUAGCGGACAAGCUGGCAGCCGCAGCUGCGCGGCCAUUCGAGCCGGUGCCUGUUCAGGCGCAACCCAAAUCCAAGCCUGAUUCGGCAGCUGCAGAUACCCCAGCAGAGGCGCCGAUUAUGCUCCCCAACGGACAGCCGAUGCCUGAAACUGUCAAGGCGUUGCUCGCGCGCAUCGAGCCCCUUGCGGGCGUCUGGGGUACGGAGCAGUACGGGCUAGCGGAUGCCAGGGUCGUCAAAGCGCUGGAGGGGUUGGAAGGCGCGGAGAACUGCGCUGGCUACGGCUUUGUGGAGCAGCGCGGCACCUGGGCAGCCGAGAUCAAGCGCCUGGAGAAAGAGCUGGGCGCGCACAGCAAGCACAAGCAGCGGGCCAGCAAGGUGGCCAAGAAGAAGGAGGCUGACAAGGCGGAGAAGGCUGAGAGGGAACGCGCGCGACAGGAGGCCCUGAUGGCCAAGGCCGUCAAACGCGCGCGCCACACCGAAGCCAAGAAGGCCUCUGCAAAAGGCUCUACCCCUGCAGACGCCGCCACAAACGGCGAAGAGCCUCCCGCCAAACGGAAGAAGCCGUCGCAGCCGCCGUCCGGCAAAGCCAAGGGGCCGUCAGCGGAUGACAUGCUGGCGCUGCUGCAUCAGGAACCCAGCAAGCGAGGGCCCCAGACGACCGAGGGGGUCGUGGCAAGAGUCAUGCGCCGAAUGCUCGACCAGGUGGACAGGUGGGCAGAGAAGGAUGCACAGAAGGAGGAGAGGCAGCGCCAGAAGAGGCUGGAGAGGGAGGCCGCCCACAACGAGAGGAUGGCGCAGCAGCAGAAAGCACAGGAGGCAUUUACUCAGGCGCCUCUGAGGCUGGUGGACAUUGAAGAUUCUCGCCUGCCCAACGCCAACCUGCAGCCGCCAGCUGCCGCCGCAGUGGCCAAGGGAUUACUCCCUGCCUCAACCAUCUCAGGCGUGGUGGAGUUGUGGGCCUUCCUGGGGCGCUUCUCUGAGCUGAUUGGUCUGGAGCGCGUUCCCUCCAUCGCUGAGCUGGAGGCCGACCUGGCAGCGCCCAGCGCGCCCAGGAGCAUCACCACCUCUGCACUGAUGCAGCUCGUGCAGCUGGUGGCAACAGAGGUCUUUGAUUCAGCACUGGACGUCGCCCGAGAGAUCGACCCUGACCUCAUCAAGCUGCCCCUCAGCGGUGCGCAGCCCUCCAUCCGCGAAGACACCUGGGUCGAGGUGGCGCGGCGGCUGUUCUUGCUGGCGGGAGCGGCCGAACUGGUGGCGGCCGGCGACGGCAGCGGCGGCCUGGACAUAGCGCUGGGGCCCACGCUCGGCAGCAGUCCUCUCGGCGCCCUCGGCCCCUCCAUGAUCCUGCCGGGGCUUGUCGCUGGGCCGUCCACCCUUGACCCCCGCCUCACUCCCGCUGCUUUGCCCCUGGGCGCGUGCACAAAGGCCCCGCAGGCGAUCCUGGCGCGGCACGAUGGCCGGUCGCGCGCGCAUGCAGCGCGGCUGCUGGCCGCCAGCGCAGCGCACGAGUCCGAUGCGGAUCUGGUGGCGGCCGAGGCCGAGCAUCUGACGCGUUCCCUCCGGCGCAUCCUGCUGCAGAUCACCCUCAUCAAGGGCCCCCGGGAUGCUUCUGGCGCGCAUAGCAGCGGCUCGGUGCUGUGCUUUGAGGGCACUGCCGCCGCCGCGGCCGCCAAGAUACCGCGGCCUCUCGACCUCAUGCUUAUUGCUGCUCGCCUCGAUGCAGGCUACUACACGGCAGUUGGGGACGAGGGACUGGACGUCUUUGCGGCGGACGUGACAGCCGUUCUCGACAACUUCAGAGCGGCUGCCAAGCGGCCGGGCCUGGAAGUUGCCGCGCGGCUGGCCGAGCGCAAGGGCGCUGACGUGGCGGAGCUGGCGCUGGUCACGCUGCGUUCCCUCCUCGAGCAGCACCGCUCCAAGCAGGGCGCCGUCGCCCCGGGUCCAAAGGGCAAGCAGGCUGACAAAGCGGCCAAGGGCAAGGCAGGCGAUACCGAGGAGGCUCCAGAGGCGGCUGAUGAGGAUCGACGGGAUCGCACAAUUGUGGACGACCUCAGCAGGCCGUUUGUGCCGUGGGAGGGCUGCGCUGCCUGCUGGUCCAACGACGACCACCGCAACAUACUGCUGUGCGACGGCUGCGAUUUGGAAUUCCACCACUACUGCGUCGUGCCGCCCCUGCCAGACAUCCCCUCUGGUGAAUGGUUCUGCCCGGCAUGUGUUAGGGCGAGCAGUGAAGCCGGGCAGAAGCCGGGCAGCGCAGCAGAGGGGGUGCCGCCACCGCACCCAGCCGUGCAGAGCAGCGAGUUCCAAAAAGCUGCCGAGCUUCUGGGCACGACAGAAUAUGCUGAUCUGACCUCGGUGCAGCGGGUGGAGGUGGCCCGGCUGCUGCUGAGCCUGGCCAGCGCCAGUGCGCUGAUCAGGGACGAGCUGGAGGAGGACGCCGACAGGAAGAAGGCUCUGCGCCGUGAGCUCAACGACCUGCGCAUCAAGAUCCGUAGGGAGGCACAUGAGCGGGACGAGCGUGACAAGGCGGAGAGGGCGCAGCGCGAGGCGGCAGAGGCCAAGAAGGGCGCCACCAAAGGGAACGCCUCUGGCAAGGAGGCCAAAAAUGAGGACAUCCCUGCUGCACUGCUCGUGGACGACAGCGUCAAGAUGACACGGGCGAGGGAGGCUGAGCUGGCGGAGGCUGCCAGGGACGCGCAGCGAGAGAGGGAGAUAUUGGAAGAGCUGGAGACGGUCGGCCGGUCGCGCUGCGAGGCGCUCGGCUUUGACCGGCACUGGAACCGCUACUGGCUGCUCGGUGGAUGGGACGACAACAAGGGCGGGACGGUGUAUGUGGAGAGGAGCCUCUCUGGAGCGUCGCCGAGGGACGAUGUGCAUGCGUCAGGCGCUGCCGAGCCUGAACAGGCGCCCGGGGGCGAUAAUGCAACAUGGGGUUGCUACACCGGGGGCGCCGCUAUUGAUGCGCUGCUGGCCUUCCUCAACCCUGUGGGCCUGCGUGAGAACGCCCUCAGAAGGGCCCUGCAAAGGGUGCGGCCGACACUGGCAGAACCUGCGCCAGCACACACCAAGGAAGCAGCGGCCAAGUCAGCCGAGGCCGGGCCGAAGCCAGAGCAGCAAGAGGCUCCUGCAGCGCCAAAGGACGAGGAGCCUGUGACCAAACCCAGCGCGGCAGCGGCUACAGACCAGAAGCCGGGGACCAACCAGGCAGCUGCUGCACCAGAGGAAGCUGCCGAGCCGCGCCAGGUCAUCGUUGAGUCAGCGGCCCAGGGGAUCGCCCCCGCCAGCGAGACGCAGAUGCCCGAAAACACAGGGGAGCCCAUGGAGAUAGAUGGUCAUGCCGAAGUCACAGCAGUUGCCAGCAAGGCAGAGCCUGUUGCAGACACCAAACCGUUAGACCCACGCACAGCGGAUCUGCGCAAGCUGGCGGGGGAGAUAUUGGCGUUCGAGGAGGGGCCGGCGUCGGAUGCACUGGACACAGGGGGGCCCACUUGGCCGUAUGACCGCAGGCGGCGGUGGCGCGCCCUCCUGGAAACUACCACCCAGCCGCCAGAGAUCAUGGCGGCGCUGCUCGUGCUGGAGAGCGCACUGAAGCCGGAGAGGCUGAAGCCCUUCUGGCUGCUGUGGGCCUUCCCUGCUCCCAACCCAGACUUAGCAGGCACAAUACCGGCGGUGCGGCUGCGGCUGCUGGCGCUAAAGAGCGCACUGAAGCGCGGCGGCGGCGGAGCCGCGGCUGCCGCCGCGCCGAGGGAGGCGGCCGCCGCGCCGGCCCGGCACGGCCGCGCGCUGCGCGAACGCGGCCGGCCGGCCGGGGCCGUCGCGCGGCUACAGGCGGUCGACGCCGGUACCGACGAAUCCGAGGCGGACGCGCCGCGCGCAGCCGCGCGCAAGCGCACUUCCCACCGGCCCACUGGACGGGAGCUGGCGGACGAGGAGCUGGCGAGGAAGCUGCAGGCGGAGGAGAAUGCGAGGUCAUCCCGGCGCUCGGACCGCGCCAGCCGCCUGGCAGCCGCCAGCGACCGCGCCCGCCGCUCCACCCGCUCCGCCGCAGCCGUCGUCGACGCCAGCAGCGAGGAGGACAGCGACAGCGAUGCCCCCCGGAGGCGAAGGACCAGGCACGUUGCAAGGGAGGGUCCAGUGGACCCCUACCGGCGCACCAGGGGCGCCAGAGCCGUGUUGGCGGACGACCAGGGCGGCUCGGAGGAGGAGGCACCGCCGCGUAAGACGCGCGCAGCCCUGCAGCACCUGGAAGCUGCCCGGAAGGGGCGGGCAGCCGCCGCUGACACCAGCGAUGACAGCAGCGAGUCGGACGACGAUGAGCGGCCGACCACACGCGUCAUUGAGGGCCGCAGGCGCCUGCGCAAGAGAGCCUGAGGGGCGUGUGGAAAUUCCUGCGAGUGUGUGCUUUGCAAAGGCGCAAUCAGAUUGUAUUAACUCCUGCCCUUUGUAAGAGGGCAUGAGCGGGAUCCUAGGCUUGCAAGUGUGUGCCUCUGAAUGGCAUUUGCGCAGGAAACAACUCCAUGCACUAUUUUCUUUGUUGGAGGGCGGCGGAAGCAGGUGUGAGAAAGGGCGUCGUCAGAAGCGGAGAGGAAUGCACUUGGUUGACCUGCAGAUGCAAAAGAAAGAUUUUAAAAGCUUGAAUGCAUGUUGAUGUCUGUGGUGUCUCGAAAAGCAGGGCAGCUACAAGCUUGAGUGCCUGCAGCGCUGCGCCAAUUAAUUUGAAGGUAUACAGAGUUUCUUGCAUCAUAAUCAGCUAUAGCUUGCCAAUUGGUGCUGUCUGCGCUGAAUUCUUUGUGGAUCAUCUUUGUGUCACUGUGCACCGUUGUUUUCCAAGCUCAAUGUUGCUUAAUCUGCGGAUUUGUCAGCAUGGGAGCUC